Molecule: messenger RNA, 898 nt
Organism: Cygnus olor (mute swan)
Lineage: Eukaryota; Metazoa; Chordata; Aves; Anseriformes; Anatidae
Product: leucine-rich repeat-containing protein 30-like
Exons: 1
Coding region: 35-898 (287 amino acids)
Molecular function (GO): protein binding
Source: RefSeq, a predicted model, not a curated record
UUCGACCGAGGACCUCAGCGGUUGCCCGUGGUGCAUGCAACAAAUCGUCGGUUGCCCUCCUGGGCUCGGUUCGGCCAGCCACAUUUCUGGUGGGAGAAUGAACGCAGCCGCCUCCUUCAGAUGUGCCCCUACGGGUCCUGACCCACUCUGGAGGUACCUUACAGAGCAUGACCCCAAGUAUGAAGGGAAGAAGAAACUGAAGAUCUCCGGCAGAGAGCUGGCAGCAGUUCCUGAGCAGGUCUUUGGCCUGGACCAGCUGCAGGUCCUGGAGAUGAGCCCAGAACGAGAGAGCUGCCUGAGGCACCGGCUGGAGCUGCUCCCCCGAGACAUCAGCCGCCUGAAGAACCUCACCCUCCUUUACAUGGACUCCAACAACCUGAAGGCCAUUCCUGCCGAAAUCGGCUCUCUGAGGCACUUGGAGAGGCUCACCCUGAGCAACAACCGCCUGAGCUCCCUGCCCCCUGAAAUGGCGGCGCUUCAGAGGCUGCGCAGCCUCCACCUGGCCAACAACGACCUGGCCGAACUGCCUGCCCCCCUCUGCCAGCUGAGGGGCCUCACCUUUCUGGACGUGAGCGACAACAAAAUCCGCACAAUCCCCUCCGGCAUCCGGCAUCUGGAGAAACUGGAAACGUUGCUGUUGCUCUUCAACUCCCUGGAGAGCCUGCCUGAGGGUAUCUGUGUUUUAAGGAACCUGCACACGCUGUGGCUGGGAAACAACUGUUUACGGGCCCUUCCGGCAAGAUUUGGGGAGCUGGUGAACUUGGACUGGGGAUGCAAUUACUGCUCGUGCAAUUUUGAGGGGAAUCCGCUGGAAAGUCCUCCCCCUGAAGUCUGCAGCAGAGGCCCUGAGGAGAUCAGAGACUACUUCUUUUCGCUUCGUAGGGUGCAGAGAGAAUAG